Messenger RNA from Rotaria sordida, 531 nucleotides. Lineage: Eukaryota; Metazoa; Rotifera; Eurotatoria; Philodinida; Philodinidae. The record is from the annotation of a GenBank genome assembly.
AUGAUUUCUUAUAAUUCUAACAAUAAUUGUCCAUCAACUAAUAACAAUACUAAUUUAUGCCUUGCUAUACUUCCUGAUUGUAAUAAUGCUAAUUGUGGACGAACUAAUAAUCGUUAUGGUCAAAGAGCAGGUAUCUAUCGUUCAUCUAAUUGUUAUCGUCCACUUCAACAACUUUAUAAAACAAUAUAUUCACCAAUAUGUGGAAAUCGUUCAUCACAUAUUAAUUUUGCUUGUAUUUGUCGUCCAUCAGAAAGAUAUAAAACAACAAAUAUGGCUUAUGGUAGUUUUCAUUAUAAUAAUUGGGCAUUUGUACAAAAAAAUCGACCAAUUAAUUAUGAUAGAGAACUUUUUGUACAAUGUUAUGAAAAUAGAAAAAAUCAACAAAAACUAAAUUGUCAAGAAAAAUGUAACAAUCGUUUUAUUGAUGGAUAUGAUCCAAAUGAAAAACAAUAUUGGACUCAACCAACAUGUGAUUCAUGUUGUCCAACGGAUUGUUGUAAUAAUGGCACAUUGAAUCUUCCGAAUUGCUAG